This is a messenger RNA of Dendrobium catenatum, 908 nucleotides long. Its product is annotated as 40S ribosomal protein S9-2. Gene Ontology annotation, molecular function: rRNA binding; structural constituent of ribosome. Lineage: Eukaryota; Viridiplantae; Streptophyta; Magnoliopsida; Asparagales; Orchidaceae. Bases 134 to 727 code for a protein of 197 amino acids. Gene Ontology annotation, cellular component: cytosolic small ribosomal subunit. The transcript is spliced from 3 exons. The record is from RefSeq and is a predicted model, not a curated record. Gene Ontology annotation, biological process: translation; positive regulation of translational fidelity.
GGGUUAGGGCUUUUUUUAUCGGGAAGGGACGAGCAUUAUAAAGAUAGCAAAUCUCCGCCUCCGUUUGCGCCUCCAUCUCUUCCAUAAGGUAGACGGCUUCGGAGUUUAGUUUUUCGUAGCAGGAGAGUUAGCCAUGGUUAACGUUAGCUUCUACAGGAACUAUGGGAAGACUUUCAAAAAGCCCCGUCGUCCGUACGAGAAGGAGCGGCUGGAUGCGGAGCUUAAGCUGGUUGGGGAGUACGGACUGAGGUGCAAGAGGGAGCUGUGGAGGGUUCAGUAUGCGCUGAGCCGGAUCCGUAAUGCAGCGAGGGAGCUCCUGACACUUGAUGAGAAGAACCCUAAGCGAAUUUUUGAGGGUGAGGCUCUUCUUCGCCGGAUGUUUAGAUAUGGGCUGUUGGAGGAGGGUCAGAAUAAGCUCGACUAUGUCUUGGCUCUGACUGUCGAGAACUUCCUCGAGCGCAGGCUGCAAACCCAGGUCUUUAAGUCUGGAAUGGCAAAGUCCAUUCACCAUGCCAGGGUCCUCAUUAGGCAGCGCCACAUUCGGGUGGGUAGGCAAGUGGUGAAUAUUCCAUCAUUCAUGGUGAGGGUGGACUCAGCUAAGCACAUUGAUUUUUCACUUACCAGUCCCUUUGGUGGCGGCCGUCCUGGAAGAGUCAAGCGGAAGAACCAGAGAGCUGCAGCUAAAAAGGCAGCUGGUGGUGAUGGCGAUGAAGAAGAUGAAGAUUAAAGUAACUUUAAUAUUCUACUCUUUUUUUUUCUAUUCAAAGUAUCGAAUUUGACUUUGUCAGGCUUAUUAUUACGAGUUUGCUUUGCGUUUUUUUUUUUUUUGGAGACAUAACUUGCUUUUCUUCAGUUGAUGCUAUUGAAGUUUUGUGUUGCCUUUUGAUAUGAAUUGAGUGAUUUUUGAA